Messenger RNA from Daldinia childiae, 1620 nucleotides. Its product is annotated as Hexose transporter 2. Gene Ontology annotation, cellular component: plasma membrane. The coding region runs from base 1 to 1620 and encodes 539 amino acids. NCBI's taxonomy places the organism in Eukaryota, Fungi, Ascomycota, Sordariomycetes, Xylariales, Hypoxylaceae. The transcript has 3 exons. Gene Ontology annotation, biological process: transmembrane transport; carbohydrate transport. The record is from RefSeq and is a predicted model, not a curated record. Gene Ontology annotation, molecular function: carbohydrate:proton symporter activity.
AUGCCAUUCCUAAAACAUCACACCGAUCAGGUGGAAGCACCUCAUGCCGCGACUUCAAGCACGGCAGGCCCUGCUGCCAAACAGGAGCAGAGCUCAGAACCUUCGCCGGUAGAACAACAAAAGGUUACCUUCAUGGCAGUCUUCCUCGGCGCCGUAGCUAGUAUAGGAGGAUUCAUGUUUGGAUAUGUUAGUGGUCAGAUAUCAGGUUUCUUCAACAUGGACGAUUUCGCCCAACGCUUCGGUGAAAGGGCAGACAACGGAGAAUAUAUAUUCAGUGCAGCGAGACAAGGAACGAUCGUCGGUCUUCUUCCUGUCGGUUGUUUGAUCGGUGCCUUGAUUGCCGGACAACUCGCCGACAUUAUCGGCCGUCGCUUAGCUAUCUCUCUCUCGGCUCUAUGGUCCUGCGUCGGAAUCGUUAUCGAGAUAUCGUCGCAGACAGUCUGGGUACAAUUUGCCGUCGGUCGUCUAGUAACCGGUUGCUCGAUCGGUGCCCUUUCCGUUCUCGUCCCCAUGUAUCAGUCCGAGAGUAGCCCGGCCAUCAUCCGUGGUGUCCUAGUAUCGACAUACCAACUUUUCAUCACCCUCGGCAUCUGGACCAGUUACAUGGUCGACUGGGGUACUGCUCACAUGGAAUCCAGCGCGUCGUGGCGUAUUCCUAACGGUAUCGGUUUCCUCUGGUCCCUAGUCCUAUGUCUCGGAAUCCUUGUUCUCCCCGAGAGUCCCCGACACGCGUAUCGCAACGGUCAAGAAGAAGAGGCACGCAGAACGAUUGCCAGGUUGGCUGGUGUCGACCCCCAACACCGCAGCGUUCACGAUCAGAUCACUGAGAUUCGGGUAAAGCUGGACGAGGAGAGAGCCGGUGGUAAAGCUAGCUGGUUCGAAAUAUUUACCGGACCCAGGAUGCUUUACAGAACUCUCUUGGGUAUGGUACUCCAGGCUGGUCAGCAGCUAACGGGUGCCAACUUCUUCUUCUACUACGGUACAACGGUUUUCAAGUCCACUGGUCUCAGCGACAGCUACGUCACGCAAAUCGUCCUCGGAACAGUUAACGUCGCCACUACAAUCGCCGGUCUAUACGUCGUACAGAAGGUUGGACGCAGAAAGGCACUCAUCGCCGGUGCCGCUGGCAUGAUGGUUUGCUUCCUUAUCUACGCCUUCGUCGGCCACUUUGCUUUAGAUUCGACCAACCCCCUGAAUACUCCCGCAGCCGGCUCAGCUCUUAUUGUAUUCUCUUGUCUUGCAAUUGCUGCAUUUGCCACUACUUGGGGUCCUCUUGUAUGGGCUGUCGUUGCCGAACUCUACCCUUCUCGAUACAGGGCUCCUUGUAUGGCUUUGGCCACCGCUUCCAAUUGGUUCUGGAAUUUCAUGAUUUCGUUCUUCACUCGAUUUAUUACCGACGCGAUCGACUAUUUCUAUGGCUUCGUGUUUGCAGGCUGCUGUGCCGCUCUCAUCGUCAUCGUCUACUUCUUCGUGAUCGAGACCAAGGACCGAAGCUUAGAAGAGGUUGACACCAUGUAUCUACUUCACGUCAACCCUAUCAAGUCCAGCUCCUGGGACGGCAGCAAAGUGCCGGAAGGUGUUACUGAGGACUCAACUCACGAAGAACACGCCGAGGUCUAA